Molecule: messenger RNA, 730 nt
Organism: Aricia agestis (brown argus)
Lineage: Eukaryota; Metazoa; Arthropoda; Insecta; Lepidoptera; Lycaenidae
Gene: Pop4
Product: ribonuclease P protein subunit p29
Exons: 1
Coding region: 77-706 (209 amino acids)
Biological process (GO): rRNA processing; tRNA 5'-leader removal
Cellular component (GO): ribonuclease MRP complex; ribonuclease P complex
Molecular function (GO): ribonuclease P RNA binding
Source: RefSeq, a predicted model, not a curated record
UUAUAACCUAAGUUUGGGAAAAAUAUUAUUACAAUAAUUUGUCUCUUAUACAAUAUCUCUGUUUGCUAAACUAAUAAUGUCUAAUGAAAUUUUGCACGAUGAGGCAUCUACAGAAGUACUAAAUUUUCUAAAGGCUAAUGUACCGAAAACAAGCUUAGCAAACAUCGAAAGUGAUCUGCGUAAAGAUUUUUUACUUGCAAAGAAACGAAGCAAAGAUCAUAAAAAAAGGACAAAGAAACGAAAAUUACAAACACUAACACGAGAUCAAAAACGAGCCCUUGGCUUUUACAACUUUUCGAGGCAAAGUGUAAAGUACUGCGACGUCUUACCACUAAACGAAAUUUGGACUGAGUAUAUAACUGAAGUUCUUGAACUAGAAAAAGUUCAAUUAGAUUUUACUGGUAAAAGUUGGGAACAGUUGUCACAAUCAUUCUAUCGAGCUGAUUUUCAUGGCAGUAUAUUGCAUGUAGUCCGUUCCAGGUGUCCAAGCUAUGUAGGAAAGUCUGGAGUCUGUAUAAUGGAUACUAAAAAUACAUUUAAGUUAGUUUCCAAAAACGAUGUCAUCACAACUAUACCUAAAAAAGAAUGUGUCUUUGAAAUAAAAUUGAAAAAUAAUUUAGUACUAUUGUAUGGUAAACAUUUAUGUACAAGACCUGCUGAGAGAUCUGUUAAAAAAAUAAAAUCCCACAUUCAUCCUGAUUUAUAAAAUAGAACUUUAAAGAAAAUUUAA